Arctia plantaginis is the source of this 1074-nucleotide messenger RNA. NCBI's taxonomy places the organism in Eukaryota, Metazoa, Arthropoda, Insecta, Lepidoptera, Erebidae. The record is from the annotation of a GenBank genome assembly.
AUGGUUUACACUACACCAACCAAUAAAGUAUUCUGCAUACAACAUCGAGCCUUAAUAAAUGCAACAACUCGAAUACAAUCAGAAAAUUUGCAUUACUUCCGCGAAGCAAGAAACUUAAUAGCAAGAAAGAGUUUAAUUACGGUGAACUUUAUUCUUGAAAUAAAAAACAUAAUGACGCAGCAAAUGCAAGCUGCUCAUUACCGUAAGGUUUGCAGAAAACAAAUGAUAAGACCGGCUGUGCCUGUACCAACUAACACCUUUGUAACUACUUGCUGCCCAUAUCAACAUGAAUAUAGUUACCCCAUAACAAUGAAUGGCUGGAGUUCUAUGCAUACACCUUUACUUCCAGUUGGCCCUGUACCAUUUUAUUUACCAACGACAAGACCAAUAUAUACCACAAAUUAUAGGCCUUUUAUUAGAACUGUACUACAGCCACUGUUGUCACCUAUAGUAUCACAAAGGAUUAUGCAAGAAAAUAUUUUAAAUGUGUCCAAUUAUAGCAACGAGUUUAAUUACUCUGCCGAACAUAUCAAUGAAGUAGAGGAAAUUCCAACUGAAGAAUCACAUUACACACAAGAACAAAUCGUAGCACAAACAAGUACAAAUUCAUCGAAUACAGGGGUCUCUGACGCAUGUGUUGAAGUUCAAUCAAUUCAAAAUGAUCCUGUAGAAUCUUAUUUAAACUUACCAAAAGAAUUAUUUCCCUCGCCCAGAAUGCUAGCACUCGAUCCUAAUCCAAUUAUAGAUGAAUUUUGUAAAAUGGAAAAUUUACUUCUCCACGCUCCUUGGCUCUUGGAUUUAGAGUUUGGAAUUCCAAAAUCUCCAAUCACACGACCAAUACCAAUAUACAAUGUCAAAUUUAAUAACAUACAUUGUAAAAAUACUCCUGAUGCUAUUCAUCCUGGUUUUGAAAGGUGUAAUCCAGAUUUCAAAAGGGUUUUACUAUUUUACUAUGACUGUAUUGUAUCAGCUUGGUACAGGGGGUACAUGAUAAUGAACUGUGAUAGAUCUGUCGAAAAUUUUCAGUCGUGGUUGCUUCUACCAAUGCAGGUUUUAGGAAUAGGAUGGCCUUAA